Molecule: messenger RNA, 5417 nt
Organism: Heteronotia binoei (common prickly gecko)
Lineage: Eukaryota; Metazoa; Chordata; Lepidosauria; Squamata; Gekkonidae
Gene: RAB11FIP5
Product: RAB11 family interacting protein 5
Biological process (GO): regulated exocytosis
Cellular component (GO): recycling endosome; mitochondrion; phagocytic vesicle
Molecular function (GO): small GTPase binding
Source: RefSeq, a predicted model, not a curated record
GCCGCCGCCCUCCUCCUGCAGCUCACCGUCUGGCAGCGCGCCCUCGUCGGCCUCGACCGCUUCCUCGGCCGCGCCCUCGUCCCCCUCGGGCCCCUCCUCCGCGCCGCCCGCUCCCACCCCGAGCAAUGGCACAGACUCCACUCCAAACCUGGGAAGAAGGAGAAGGAGCGCGGGGAGAUCCAGGUCAGCAUCGAGUUCUCCCGCCACAGUCUGACGGCCAGCAUGUUUGACCUGUCUGUCAAGGACAAGCCCCGGUCGCCCUUCGGCAAGCUGAGAGACAAGAUGAAAGGCCGGCGGCAGUAUGAUCUGGAAUCGGCCUCCGCCAUCGUGCCCAGCAGCAGUGGGGCCCUCGAGGAAGAGCUGGGCUUGGGGGGCAGGAAGGCCAAAGGGGGCGGGGGCUUCUUCUUCAAGAACAAGCUGCGCAAGUCCUCUCUGACUCAGUCCAGCCUCUCCCUCGGCUCCGACAGCACCGUCUCCUCGGCCAGCAGCAUGGUGGGCCUGGCUGCCCCAGAGCCAGCAGCAGCCCCCUCGCCCAGCCGGCAUGCCAGCCUCCCCACUGACCGCUCCUCCGUGAGAGACUUCCUGCUCCCCAAGCUGACCCACAAGAGGGCAUUCAGCGAUGAGGUUUCCCAGAUCAACCCCUUGCCGGCGUCCCGUUCGGUCCAGAGCUUGAAGCUGCAAAGCGAGCCCAUCUCCCGCUCCUCCCUCUGCAUCAACGGGAGCCACAUUUACUGUGAGGAGCCCUCCCCCAGACCUGCCGCCUGCCCCUCCUCUGCAGCCACCACCCCUCUGAGCAGGCCCAAGAAGCCACCGACGGCGGCGGCAGCAGAGAGCUUCAGCACUGGACCUCCUGCCCCCGAAGCGGAGCUCCCCCCCUGGCCCAGCAGCAGCAGCAGCUUCCAGAGGCCCCCCCAGAAAGACCCCCCCGCCUUCAUUCCCUCCCCGCCCAUCCUGGCUGCUCAGGAAGAAGACAAGCUCUCUGUCAAGACGCUGGCCCUCUACAAGCACCGCAGCAGAGCCAAGAUGGAGGAGGGGGCGCACGCGGAGGGCAAGCCUGUCCAGAUCGCCAUGCCCAUGGUCUUCUCGGCCGAUGCGGGGAGGGGGAGGCCCCCGGAGGAAGCCCAGAAGGAAGAGAAGAGAGCCAAGGCUGGCUUCUUCCGCCGGGGCGGCACCAAAGAGGAUGCUGGGAAGAGUCGUGCGGCUGGGAGCGUGGGAGGGCCGGAGGGGGAAAAGAGCGGCAGCUGGUUCAGCAUGAGGGAUUCCCAGGACCCUGCCAGAGGCCCAGGUGAUUCCCAGCCUGGGCUGCUGGCUGCGCCUGAGGCCUGUGAGGAUCGUGGCCCCUCUGCCUUCCUAAGAGCUGGAACCCCGCAGCCCGAGUCUGCCCCCCAAAGCCUGGGUGCCUUUGAGCCAGCGGCUGCUGCUAGCCCCCCUCUGGAAUGGGGCGACCCCUUCGACGCCUUGGCAACCAGCAGGCUCAGGCCAGGAGCUCAGAGAGAGCCGCCGUUGCCGUCGCCACCGUGGGACACUGCCUCAGAAGGCCUCCCUGACCGUGACCGUCCUGAGGAGGAUGUGAGCCUGCCCCACGUCUCCCCCCUGCGAUGGCCGAGCAGCCUGGGCGUGGCGCCUGAAGAGACGUUGGUGGGCGAUGAGGGUUUGGGGGAGCAGCCGUGGGGCCGGCCUGCCCUCUCUCCCUCAGCGGCCUGUGAGGAGGAAGCGCUUUCUGGAGGGGGCCCGAACUGGGCAGAGCCGCCCCCGGCAGCAGCAGCCGCAGAUCCCUGGGGAGAGGCCUGGGAAGCCUUGGCGGCAGGAGCGCCUGCAAUAUCCGCUGGCUCUGAGCUGCCCCUCGGUCAGGCCUUGGAGAGCAACGCCGGCAGCCGGCCUGGCUCUCCGGAGAAGAGUCCUCUGAGCUCCCCCGCAGGAAGCAGACUGGAGAGGCCCCUUGGUGUGAGCCUGACUGCUGAGGCCUCGGCCGGCCUGUGUGUCUGGGACCCUGCCAGGCAAGAACAAGUUGCCCUCCGGAUGCCCCCAGAUGCCCCCGGGCCACAGCCCCCAUCUGGUGAGGGCCAGCUGCCUGCGGAGGAGGCCAACCAGUGGGGAGGGGAGGAGGCAGCCUCAGCCCCGCCCAAGCCCCCCCGGAGGUUCACCCCCCUCGGCCUGCAGGUGGAGGAGGAAGCAGAAGAGCCGAGGUGUGAAAGCCAGGCGAGCCCAGUGGGGGGAGGGGGCGGGCAGGGCCCCCCCGGGGGUGAUGGCAGCGCAGGUGGCGAGAGCGUGCCUCCUGCUGCAGACGAUGGCCCUGUCCGAGCUGAUGAGCACGCCGGGCAGCCCGAGACUCUCUCGGCCCUCUCUUCUGGGCCGCUGCCCGUGGCUGAGGAGGGGGGCCUUGGGCCUUCCAGAGCCCCGCAGGGCCCUGAGCCCAGCCCCUCAGUGCUCUUCUGGACUGCCCUGGAGGAGCAGCUGCUGCAGUCCCCCGAGCGGGCCAGAGGCCUCGGCCAGGGCACCUCCGCUCUGGAGCCCAGCCUGGAGCAGGGAGGGGAGGCGGAUGCCACUGGGGGCCUGAGCAGCUGGGCUCUAUCUGCUGUGGCUGCCUGCCCCCAGGUUUUAGGGAGCGACACGCCAAGACAAGGCGAUGGCGAUUCUGAGCUCUCCUCCAGCUGGUCGGAUGACAGAGUGGUGGACUUCAAGAAGGCCGCCUUCUGGCAGGCGGAGAAGGGAGAAGAGAGCAGCAGCCCCAGCAACCCCUUCGUGGCCCGAGGCGGCCCUCAGAACAACCCCUUUGUGGAGAGGCCUCCUGGCCCACUUCCUGCCCUCCCCGGCUUCAGAGACCUCCACGCAGAGGCUGCCCCGCCAGGAUUGCUUCCUCCUCCCUCUCAGGAGCAGCCUGCAGCUCCCGUCCUGCAUGGCCACCAGCCCCUGGCCUCCUCCACGCCUUCCCUGGAGGAGGCCGCGAGUCCCAGGGAGUUCGACUUCCCUUCCCCCAUUGUGCCUCCUGCCCCCGGCGAGGGCUCUGCAGACAGCGGCCUCCCCCUCCCUCCCCCACCACCCAGCAUGGAUGCUGCCGCAGCGUCUUCGGUCCCACCUGUGGAGCCUCGGCCGCCUGGCGAAGCACCUGUCCAGCAGACCACCAGCCCGCACCUGGUGAGGCCCCUGGAGAAGCAGCGCCGAUCCAGCCUGCCCCUCGCCCAGGAGAAGCUGAAGCCAAAGCCCACGAGCAGCGACUCCUCGGGCCCUCCGAUUCUGCCACUAGAAAAGACAGACCUGAAAAGGGACCCUGCCCAGCCGGGCUGCUGGGCCAAGUACUUCCACCUGACGCACGAGGAGCUGAUCCAGCUGCUGCUGAAGCGGGAGGCGGAGCUGAGCAAGAAGCAGGAGCACAUCCGCGAGCUGGAGAACUACAUCGACCGGCUGCUGGUGCGCAUCAUGGAGCAGUCGCCCACCUUGCUGCAGAUCCCCCUGGGCGGGGGGGCCAAGGCAGCCAAGUGACCCACCCCCCUGGCCUCUCACUCCCCCACGGCCCAGGGGGGCUCCGUGCUUCCGAACCCUCAGGCCGCAGACGCUUUCCUAGAGCCACGUGUGGCACCAGGCCUUCCGUCCACGUCGGACUCUCUGACAGAUGAGUCGAUUUCUUCAAGAUGCCAAAGCUCCGCAGGGGAACGUGUCCUUGAUUUGGUGCUGAGCCCCAAAUCUGUUUCUGAGGGGCGCUGGGCUGCUCUCGGCAAGCCUUCCGGCCAGUCACUGUGCCACCGUGUCCUCCUCAUGCCCAGCGGGGGAUUCCCAGGCUGGGUCUGUGGCCAUUUGAUCCCUGUCACCCCGCUUGUCUGCUGCUCCGGCAGAAUCACUCUGAGGGUCGGAGGGGCCCUUUGCAAGCAGGGUGGGAGGCAGCUUCUGCGGCUGGCAGGGCUGCCGGUGGCAGAUGGAGGCGGGCAGCCAACCAGCCAGCUUCUCCUUGGCCCCUUCCCAGUGCUCCCCUUUGGGGCCUUGCUGCAGGGGCCCAGGGUGGAUUGCUGUGGGGUAGGCCUGCACUGCUGCCACGGGGGAGGGAAUGAAGGCACACUGCACCUUGAACCCCUCGUUGUCCUCCAGACUGUCCACUUUGUCCCAUGAUGCUCUGAGGCUGAAUCAAGGCAGGAAGUGGCCCGGGAGGAGACAGCCGUGGGUCCGCACCCCGUCUGGGAGCUCUCGUCCCCCCAGCCCCCGCAGUGAUUAAUGCUCAAGAAAAGAGCAGUGCCUUUGUGUUCUUCAAAGGAAGAGCGGUGGGUUCUUCCCCCUUGGUCCCUCCGUGGCCUUGCAGAAUUCCACUUGGGGGUCUGGCUGACUUGCCUGCCUUUCCCGUCCAGCUCCAGUCUGGAGUUUGUGCUGCUGCCAGCUCGCCCUUUGCCCCCCCCCCCCCCUUCUCACUGGCUGAUCUGGUGGGGAGAGGAGGGGAAGAGCAGCUGGCUGGGACUUGGGGGGCAGCCUGUCUGCAGUGGGGCCAGACACCUUACAGGGGCUGGGAUUCUGUUCUCUCUGUGGGGCUGUCCUGGGGCCUGGUCCUCUGGUGGGACUCUGUUUUCCAGCCCUCGACCACUGGCCACAACUUUCUGCAGUCGGGAACACCGUCCUUGCUGAAGAGAGAUCUGGGGUUGGGCUCCUUUGUUUCCUUCUCCUCCUCCUCGUUCCAGCUCCCCUUUCUCGGGGUCUUCUGGACCUUUGAGGAAGGUGUCGCUUGUACUGAAAGUGAGUGGCUCCCUCACUGGAAAUCUGGAUUCAGCAUCCUCCCACAAUUUACCUUACUCAGAGAGUAGCUGGGGAGCUUUAACAAGAAAGGGGGUGCGUUGGAAGGGGAAUGUGUGUGUGUGUGAUGGCCCUGGGCUUGGCAGCUCUGUGGUGCAGGAGGUGGGCUGUUGUGUUGCCCGCAGUGGCUGGGCUGCACACCACUCUGCCUGCCUGCCCGCCCAAGUGAGUGGAGCCUGACCCCCUCCCAAGCAACGGUGUAGCAUUCCCUGGGGAGAAUCCACUUCCUGUGUCCUCUGUCUGCUUCCUUCUGGUGCCCUGCCAGGGCCCACUUCAGUCUGCUCACUGUGGGGGAUUCCUCCGGCCCAGCCCAGCCCAGAAGAAACUCCUGCCUUGCUGGCUGCUGAGGGCAAAGACCAGCGGGGCGGGGCAGGGCAGGGUGUGGCGGUCUCAGUCACCUUCUGUCUGAUGGGAAGAUAAAAAUAGUAUUUGUCAUCUUUCCUUGGGAGCAAGUUUGGGCAAUGUGUGCUUGUCAUGCUGGAGUUCCCGGUGGGACUUCCUUCUGCCGCAUUCCCAAAGGGAAGAGGAUCUUGCCUGUAUUAAAAGUUUUUUUUGGGGGGGGGGGCGUUACAAAGAAAAAUAGCUUGUUUAAUGUUUCAAGCACUUUAAAGAGGAAAUAAAAAUGGUUGAAUUUUGUUGCUUAGAAA